This is a messenger RNA of Drosophila takahashii, 1665 nucleotides long. RefSeq names its product Ionotropic receptor 94f (gene Ir94f). The record is from RefSeq and is a predicted model, not a curated record. NCBI's taxonomy places the organism in Eukaryota, Metazoa, Arthropoda, Insecta, Diptera, Drosophilidae.
AUGUGGCAACAAGUGCAGUUGGUGGAGACCCCACCGCUAGCCGAGGUUCUCCAGCGGCUGUGGACUCAUUUAAGGGAGGAGAUUCGAUUUCGCACCCUGCUCUACUAUCGCCUGAGCUCCUGCGACUGCUGGUUCGAAGGGAUUUUGGAAACUAGUAACUCAACGAACUUGUUGUGGGACGAUCGGACGUACCCGCAUUAUCUGAGACACCGACAGGAUAUGGACGUACUGGCAGUGGCUUGUCUGAGUUUCAGCGAAUAUAAUGAAGUUCUGAUUGCAUUAAGCCUAAUGCUGGACCAAAUACGCAGUAUGCCUGUGGUUUUGCAGCUUUGUGGUCAGGAAGAUCCGAUCCAAGAGCAGAAAUCAGCCUGGAUAUUACUGAAUCGAGUUCGCGAGCUAAAGAUGCCUAAUGUGCUGCUGCUUUCCUGGAAUUUUUUGAGCUCCAGAACAUUUUACGCCUUUGACUUCUUUCCGGAAUUCAAAGUUACAAGGCAAAUUUAUCAAUCAUGGCUCACCCUUUUUCCCUAUAAGCUGGGAAACCUUCAAGGACAUCCGAUUCUGACCUUGCCAGAUAAUUCCCAACCACAUACCAUUGUGCAAAAGGAUUCAAAUGGUUCCUUGGUCAUUUCCGGUGCCGUUUGGCGAUUUAUGCAGGAAUUCGUUCAAUAUAUCAACGGCAGUCUGCAGUUGCCGAUGGAUCCAGUUCCUGGCAGAACUCUGAGAUACGCAGAGGUCCUUGAUUUGGUAAGAAACCAAACGUUGGAUAUAGCUGCCAGUUUGAGGCCCUACAGACACGUUCAGCGUAGCAACCAACAUAUUUAUGGCUAUCCGAUGAUGGUGGGCAACUGGUGUUUGAUGUUGCCCACGGAAAGCGUACUAAGCAGCCACGAGGCAUUGAGCAGACUGAUGGAGUCACCUUGGAUCUGGUUGCUUUUGCUCAUCCUCUACAUUGGGCACACGUGGCUGACCCAAAAAAUGGAUCUAAAAUACCCCCUCAUUCACCUGUUGAAGCCCCUUACUUUCCUGGCGCUUCUCUGCCUUCUGCAGGCCCAACUUUCGGCCUACUUCAUUGGACCCCAGCAGGUGAAUCACAUAACCAGCAUGCAGCAAGUUCAGGACUCAGGUUUAAAAAUCAGGGGAAUGCGAGAGUUCAUGGAGUACCCCAUUGAUAUGAGAAGCAGGUACGCCUCCUCCUUUCUCCUACAUGAUCUCUUCUUCGAUUUGACCAAAUACCGGGACAGUUUCAACACCUCGUACGGCUAUACGGUGACUUCUGUUAAAUGGCAGUUGUACAAGGAGGCCCAGCGACAAUUUCGGCGUCCUUUGUUUCGCUACUCGGAGGACAUUUGUGUGCAGAAGCUGUCGCUUUUCUCGCUGAUCCUGCAAAGCAACUGUUUGUAUCGCUACCAACUGAAGGAGUUCAUCACCCGUCUGUACGAAACAGGACUUAUUCGAUUGUGGUAUCGGAGAUCCUACUACGUCAUGGUAAAGACGGGAAGUUUCCAUAUCGGGGACAUCCCCACAUCCCACCAGGCGCAGACAAUUCGUUGGUCGGAAUGGCAGUACGUGGUGGGAGUAUUCGGUAUGGGACUUUUAUUUUCAACGACAGUCUUCGUCAUUGAGCUUACUGUUCACUGUGUAAAUGUUUGCCUAGUCAACUUGUAA